AUGACUCCACUGCGCUUGUAUCUCUUUGCAGCAACACUCCUCUGGAGCUUGGCUCUUUCCUCGGCUGUUUCCGUGGAACCCCGAACGGGCAUUGAAUUUGAGGACAAACUCAAUAGAGCCAAGCUGGAGAAAGUAGGCCUAAGAUCCAAAGGUCCGAUCAAGGUCUACGCUGUGGGUCAGUAUGGCAAAUCCAUCUUUGUGCUCAAAAUGGCGUACUCGGUCAAUGCUGAAAAAUUGUCAGGAGCGCUCAUGGAUGCCCUGAAACCACGCUGCGAGGAGCUGGGUUGCGGGGAUCAAGUGGAAGAGUUCAAGGCAUUUGUCAUGGACGCCUUGCCGAACGGGGCCAAACAGGGUACCCAACUCGUUUUCAACACGGCAGGUGGAAAAGUCACACUCAGUGUCAAUGGAAAACCGGCCUCCAAAAUUAGUGGCAAGGCUGUUGCCAAGGCAUUUACGGGGAUUUAUACAGACGCCAAUGCAGUGUGCAAAAUGAAACCAGUUCAGACCGAUGACAGCGGCGAAAGAGAUCCCGAGAUGAUGGCCACUCUUGGCGUAAUGGCCGCGACCACUCUCGUCAUAUUCUUGCUUGUCACAAAACCAGAUCCAGCCAUUAAAGUCAGCGAAUUGAACAUUUACCCCGUCAAGUCCUGUGCCGAACAAUCCGUCUCGGAAGCCACAGUGACACCCCGUGGUUUUGCAGGAGACCGAAUUGCCAUGGUCGUGGAUGCUAAUGGAAAAUGUUGUACCAGCCGUGACAAGGACAAGGCCAAAUUGUUCCAUAUCCACGCAGAUUUGGAUGUGGACAAUGACAAUUUGACAUUAACCGCUGCGUCGGCGUAUUAUCCCCUGGAAGUCGAUUUGCAAAAGUCGGCACCGUCUGGAAAGGUUACUCAUAAUGAAGCACCAGGCGAAAUGCAACUGGCCGAUUAUGGCAAUGUCGCUGCAGCGUGGCUAGAAAUUGCCACGGGCAUUGCAGGAUGCCGCCUCACUGGGAUUGGAGAAGAUUAUCAACGCAAAGUGAUGGUCAAUGCCAGUCAAGGCGAUGCUGUUCCGAAUAACGGCGAUGCUCCGGUAUCUCUAGCAGACGAAGCACCUUUUCUGCUGACAAACGAAGCUUCAUUGGAUGAUUUGAACAGUCGCAUGGUGGCCAGAGGGAAAUCCCCCGUUGACAUGAGACGAUUCCGGCCCAAUAUCGUGGUCAGCAGUGGCUCUGGUCUAUCAGCUUGGGAAGAAGAUACCUGGAGCAAGAUUCGUAUUGGUGGUACCGUGGAAUUCUUCGUGUGGCAACGUUGUGGGCGUUGCACGAUGACAACCAUUGAUCGAGAUACGUUGGAUCGUAGUGGGGAACCAUUGGCCACUUUGAAUACGUUUCGAGAAUCAGUGAAGGGUCAACGCAACUUUGGAAUGCAUUUGGUCCCCGAUCCAUCUACGCUGGUCGACGGAAAAGCCGAGAUCCAUGCCGGCGACAAGAUUGAAGUCUUGGAAUACAACAAGGCACGUCAGACGGAGUGGCAGGAGAACAAAGAUAACGGAGGAAUGGCUCCCACCGAGUAG
This is a messenger RNA of Seminavis robusta, 1554 nucleotides long. NCBI's taxonomy places the organism in Eukaryota, Bacillariophyta, Bacillariophyceae, Naviculales, Naviculaceae. The record is from the annotation of a GenBank genome assembly.